Phyllotreta striolata is the source of this 1505-nucleotide messenger RNA. The record is from the annotation of a GenBank genome assembly. NCBI's taxonomy places the organism in Eukaryota, Metazoa, Arthropoda, Insecta, Coleoptera, Chrysomelidae.
AAGACGACAAGACUCUUUGACUUUAGUAGCUUAACCAAACAGUAGGCACAAUGACACAAAAUUAUACAAUUUUGAAAAUCCACCAAUUUCAAAAUCAAUUUCCUAAUUAAUUUAUUUAAAACGCGCCCAACAAAUUUUCCAAACUUUAAGGUCACACCGACAAUUACGAAAUAACAUUCAUGCAUAAUUAAUUUUUAUUAGACUUUGUGAUAACACGACGUAAUGAGACAAGUAAAAAAUGUAUACGUAUUAAAUUUACAAGUUAUUUACACCCAUUCCUACACGCUUUUGUGAUUGAUACCAAACAAGCCGCCGCGUAAAGGAUGAAACCAAAACCGAUUUUUAGAUUAUUAAACUUCAGACACCUCUCCACUAAAACCCCCAAAAACGACUACGUCCUAACCGAAUAUGUAGGCGAUAAAUCCAUCAUAACUCUAAACAGACCCGAAGCGCUAAACGCCUUAAGCACGGACAUAAUGAACCAACUGCGAGACUCCCUGCUGCAAAGCAGCCGCGACAAGUCCCUGAUCAUCCUCAAGGCGUGCGCGGCGAGCAGGGCCUUCAGCUCCGGCGGCGACAUGAAGGAAUUCGCCACCUUCUCGUCCCACCAAUUCAGCUACAUCAGCCUGCUGAUACACGCCAUGGUCCACCUGAUACACGUCUCCAAAAUCCCCGUGGUGUCCUUCAUGCACGGCAUCGCGUACGGCGGCGGCGCCGCCCUGUCCCACUUCAGCCGCUACCAAAUCGCCACGGAAGCCACCCGCUUCGGCAUGCCCGAGGCCAAGCUGGGCUUCCACGCCAACGUGGGCGCCUCGUACUUCCUGAACCGCACCGUCGGCCGCUUGGGGUACUACAUGGCGCUCACCGGGGAGCCGGUGAAGGGGGCCGACGCGGUGCACGCGGGCUUCGCCUCGCAUUAUUGCCUCAGCGAGAACUUGGGGAGGCUGGAGGAAGCGAUACUGCGCAAUAGGCCGGAGGAUGUCGAAGGCGCGCUCGAGGAAGUGUGCGAGAAGAGCCUGCCGGAGUUCACUUUGGCGCCCGAAAUGGAUGUUAUAAACCGGUGUUUCGACGCACCCACCGUUGGAGGUAUUAUUAGGAAAUUAGAUGGUGAAAAGUCCAUUUUCGCUAAAAAUGCUCUUUCUGCGAUAAAGAGCGGCGCUCCCACUUCGCUUGCUGUGACACUGAAGCAGCUGCAGAGAGGUAAAGACUACAGCGUGGAGGACUCGUUGGCGAUGGAGGCCAACUUAUCGGUGAAUUUCUACAAGUUCCCUGACGUUAUAGAAGGUACUCGAAUCGUUCUCGUGGAUAAGGGCGACGCUCCCAAGUGGAGUCCCCCGCGGCUGGAAGACGUUACCGAAGAGUUGGUGGAGAAGCACUUCGAGCAGCACUCUAGCGAGGAUUUCAGGCAACUUAUUCGCCAAUUUCAACGAGUUAUAAACGGCGAGGAAUCGUCUUUAGGUGUAUAAAAAUAUUUGAUUGCAUUUGAAAUAAAUAUAGUGAGAAAU